Molecule: messenger RNA, 1773 nt
Organism: Penicillium angulare
Lineage: Eukaryota; Fungi; Ascomycota; Eurotiomycetes; Eurotiales; Aspergillaceae
Exons: 6
Coding region: 1-1773 (590 amino acids)
Biological process (GO): amino acid transmembrane transport
Cellular component (GO): membrane
Molecular function (GO): amino acid transmembrane transporter activity
Source: RefSeq, a predicted model, not a curated record
AUGGCACCCAAGGAAGAUAAAGAAUCCGACAAUAGCGGAAAUGGCGGUCUCUUCAAUACCCUAGGACUCAAAGGCGGCGAGGGCCACCAAGAUGUCCAAGAGGGUUUGAUGGCUGACAACGCUGACAAUCUCCAGCGCCACCUGGGUAAUCGUCAAAUUCAACUGAUAGCUAUUGGUGGUUCCAUUGGAACCGCUCUUUUCGUCAGCAUCGGAACGGGUCUAUACCACGGCGGACCGGGUAGUUUAUUUAUCGCUUUUAGUUUGCAAUGUUUCAUUCUGGCCAUGGUCAAUAACUGUCUGGCUGAGAUGACCACGGCUUUCCCUGUUAGUGGUGGUUUCAUUCGACUGGCUGGAAAAUGGGUGGACGACGCCCUUGGAUUUAUGGUUGGAUGGAACUUCUUCUUUUAUGAGGCCCUGUUGAUUCCAUUCGAGAUCUCGGCUUUUACCCUUGUCCUCUCGUUCUGGUCUGAUAAGGUCACUGAGCCUGGUCCCGUUGCAGGCAUUUGCUUGGGAGUGUGUAUUAUAUAUGGUACUCUCAACAUGUUAGCAGUCAAAGCAUACGGCGAAGCAGAGUUCUGGCUCUCCGGUGGCAAGAUCAUUCUGAUCUUUGCACUGUUCUUCUUCACUUUCAUCACAAUGGUUGGAGGCAACCCAGCCCACGAUGCAUACGGUUUCCGUUACUGGAACAACCCUGGCUCUUUCAUGGAGUACCUGGAUACCGGGGCACUCGGUCGCUUUGAAGGUUUCCUAGGAUCUCUCUGGUCAGCCAGUUUCGCCGUCGUCGGGCCCGAGUACAUCUCUAUGGUUUCCGCCGAAGCCAAACGCCCCCGCAUCUAUAUCAAGGCUGCCUUUAAAACCGUAUACGUUCGAUUCGGUCUGUUCUUCAUGGGUGGUGCCCUCGCUGUCGGUAUCGUGUGUUCCUCCAGAGACCCGUCUCUGGCCGAUGUCGUUGCCGGAAACGCCUCUGGUUCAACAGCUGCAGCCUCACCAUAUGUUAUCGGAAUGACUAACCUCGGCAUUAACAUUUUCCCUUCGAUCAUCAAUGCUCUAUUGUGUACCUCUAUCUUCUCUGCGGGCAACACCUAUACUUACUGUGCUAUCCGUACGCUUUACGGAUUGGCCCUGGAAGGCCGAGCCCCCAAGGUUCUGACCUACACGACCAAGAAUGGUGUCCCGAUCUACUGCUUCUGCAUUGUCAUGAUCUUCCCCAUUCUUUCCUUCCUGCAGUGCUCCAACAACUCUUCCGUUGUCAUCACUUGGUUCUCUAGUCUCGUCACCGCCGGAGGACUUAUCAACUACAUCACCAUCAGCAUAACAUUCAUUUGCUAUCACCGAGCCUGCAAGGUCCAAGGCGUAGACCGACGCCAAUUCGCAUACUUCGGAUAUUUCCAGCCCUACUGCGCCUACAUCGCUUUAGUCUGGAUGUUCCUCAUCACCAUAUUCUACGGAUACCCCGUCUUCAAGCCCUGGUCGCUCCAGGACUUCUGGGCCAACUAUACGAUGCAAAUCGUUAUUCCCUGCCUUUUUAUUAUCUGGAAGAUCUUCAAGAGAACUCGAUUUGUCCGAUCGAGCGAAGUGGAUCUGGUUUGGGAGCGACCGUUGAUCGAUGCGUAUGAGGCUAGCUUCUUAGAUCCACCUGUUGGAUUCUGGAGAGAAAUCGGGCAGAUGCUCGGAUAUAAACGCAUCAAGGGUGGCAAUGACAAGCGUCGACAGUCAGUGGCACCUCCCCACUCUAGUGGGGCUGAAGGUACAGAGGAAGGAGUCAAAGUCUAG